Molecule: messenger RNA, 1918 nt
Organism: Prorocentrum cordatum
Lineage: Eukaryota; Dinophyceae; Prorocentrales; Prorocentraceae
Source: the annotation of a GenBank genome assembly
CGCCCUUUGCCCUGUUCGCCGGCGAGCUCCCUCAGAGCUGCUCGAGCAGGCGGUGCGGCGAGCGGCGCCGGCCCCGUGCGGACGGCGGGGUGGGGCCUGCGCGGAGAGGGCGCCUGCCCAGGCCUCCGGCCGAGCGCCAUCUGCCACUCUGGGCGACUCCCGCGGCCCGCGCUGGGGCGGGGACGAACAGCAGCAGCAGCAGCAGCAGCAGCAGGAACUGGACCGGAAGGAACGGGAGGCACAGAUGCUGCGAGAGGGGGGGCGGAAGGCCGAAGAGGUGAGGGGGAGGGAGGGGGAGGAGGCCAGAGCACGCUGAGCACAACGGCGAGAGAGAUGCCUCCGCUGCAGGCGUCCAUGCCACAGGGCCGCCACCUGGUGUGGAAAAGCGGAGCACCGAAUCGCGCCGCCAGCAGGGCGCGAGGAUUAGAAAAUGUGGCUGAAUGAAAGACCCUGGGGAACGACUGCUGCUGGCAGCAGCUGUUGCAGGACGCUGAGCCUAGAUCGGCGAAUGUGUGGUCUGACAGCCCCUGCCUACUGCGCCCCCCGAUGCUCGAAAAGCCUCCGCGAGCCACGCCUUGUUGAACCACCAUGGAUCGUCGCCGGAGGAGGGACCCAUGAGAAGUCGCUUGCAAAGAUCAGCCAAGUCCAAUUUUUGCCAAAACAGAUCAGCCUCUCCGUCCGUCCACAUCCCCACGGGUCAGUGACGCAGAUCAUUCGCGCACCACGCGCAAAGCAAUGCCUCCAAACCGAGGCAGAUACGCAUGAUCGCGCUGCACAUCUGUGUUACUGGCUUAGCCUGUAACAGGGCUUGGCGACUUGUCUUGUGAAGCCACCAAACCGUCACAGCCCUGAAGUCAAAUUACACUCAGCCAAAUACCUCACGCAAGCGGUUUUAAGACGGGUCGGUCCCACAGGAGGGUCCGAGAGGUUUAAGAUUCCUCGUCUAUACCAAGCAUUCUACACUGGAACGAGGGGCGCUGAACCUCACAAAAACUGGCAACCUGCAGGUCCAUCCUGGCCCGUGCUCCCGACCGCGACCGGGUGUGGCCACGCGGGGGAUCCCGGGCGCCCUCCGAAACGAGAGAGGAGGUGCAGCAACAGCAGGAAAAGCACGGCUCGCCUCGGGCCCGAGGCGGGAGCCGAGAUGGCCGUGCCAGCUCGGGCUCAGCAGGGCGCCUUGCAGAGCGCCUCGGCCUUAUGGCGAGCGCUGGCCCUUGACCAACCGCCGAAGGAAACUGGCAAGCCAGACACACUGAGGCGAGGGGGGUCCGUGAGCGACGACGACGACGACGAAAGCUGAUACUUCGAAUACGACUACGACGCGGCUGUGAGGAAGUGGUCCGGUGAGAGCUUCAGCGUGAAGAAAUUAGUAACAUGCCAUAGCGAGCAGGCCCUUGCACGCGGUGAUUCCGACAGUGGCUCUGGUGAGAGUUCCAGACGCCACAUGUUCUGCGAGGACCCUGUCAAGCUGGUUGACGUCGUGACAAGAACAUUUUGGAGCGUCAGCCUGGACGGCAAUCCUGAAAUGGCGCCGUCACCAUGGCACCAGAGAAGGGAGCAUGGGGUACCGUGACAGCCGAGCUGUUCAGAGAAAGACUAGGACAGGAAUCCCCGGUAAGUUUGACCGUGGCAGGCGACCGCCUUUACAAUCCAGAACCUUCACGCGACAAAUACUCACAAUCCACUGCAACCCCCGAUCACAAAGCUGGAAUGGAAGGUGAUACUGCCGUUAAAAAUUGGCGACGCCAGCCGCUCGGAGCUGGAGAGUGGACAGAGCCUCACUGCUUGACGGCCACCGAAAGUCGGUAAAGAAGCUCUGCCCCGGAAGGCUGCGAGCUUGGCACCUCUCUGGGGCGCCCGAAAAGACGGCACCGACGAAAGCUUACUGCAUACCCCCCAGCGCUACGCCGCCUUGCGA